Racocetra persica is the source of this 310-nucleotide messenger RNA. The record is from the annotation of a GenBank genome assembly. NCBI's taxonomy places the organism in Eukaryota, Fungi, Glomeromycota, Glomeromycetes, Diversisporales, Gigasporaceae.
AUGACAAAUCUUAAUGUUGAACCAUUUGAAAAUUUUAUCCUAGAACUACAAAAACAAGUAUUUCAGAUAAAAAAUUUAGAAACGAAUUUAAGAAAUAAAGUCAAUGAUAAAAUUGUAAAUACACACACUAGCUAUAGUGUUGAAGAAGAAUAUGCUAUUAGUUUUGAUGAUUUAAAAAAUGACAAAUUUAAAAACUUACGUAGCAAAUAUAAUAUUCUUAUUAGCGCUUUCAAAUCUAAAUCAAAGGACAAAGAAACAGACUUUUUGUUUAAAAUAUUUUAUAUGGUUUUUAAUAUAUUUCAAGAAAAUG